Molecule: messenger RNA, 1355 nt
Organism: Onychostruthus taczanowskii (white-rumped snowfinch)
Lineage: Eukaryota; Metazoa; Chordata; Aves; Passeriformes; Passeridae
Gene: TTC1
Product: tetratricopeptide repeat domain 1
Exons: 8
Coding region: 49-915 (288 amino acids)
Molecular function (GO): protein binding
Source: RefSeq, a predicted model, not a curated record
CGUGGCGGAAGCCGGAAGCCGGAAGUGCGGCUGGCGCAGGAGCCCAGCAUGGAAGAAUUUAAAGCUGCAAGCCCACUUGAGGAGUCACUGAACCACCUGAAGCUGUCAGAUCAGAAGGCUCCAGAGACUGGCCCCAGAGAUGCCCAGCACCCCCAGAGGCUGGGCAGUGGCUGUGCCCCCUCCCCAGGCCAGGACCCCACAGAGGAGUGUUUCCAUGACUGUCAGGACUCCUUUGAGGCCAAAGCAGCUGUGCUGGAUGAUGAAGGGAACGCUCAGGAUGACGGCAGUAGCUCCAGGAAGCAGACAGAGCUAGAGGAAGAAUACUUGCUAGAACUAGAGAAAGAUAUGCCAGAGGAGGAGAAACAGAAAAGAAGAAAGGAGAGCACGGGGCUGAAGGAGAAAGGAAAUGAGCACUUCAAGAAAGGAGAUUAUGGAGAGGCAGAAGAAUCCUACACCAAGGCUCUGCAGAUCUGCCCAGCCUGCUUCCAGAAGGACAGGGCUGUUCUGUUCUCAAACAGAGCUGCUGCAAAAAUGAAACAGGACAAGACAGAGGCUGCCCUGAGUGACUGCACCAAAGCUGUGGAAUUAGACCCUCACUAUGUCAGAGCAUUGCUGAGGAGAGCAGAACUCUAUGAAAAAACAGAAAAAUUAGAUGAAGCUCUGGAAGAUUAUAAGGCAGUCCUAGAAAAAGACCCCUCAGUUCAUCAAGCCAGAGAAGCUUGCAUGAGAUUACCACAGCAAAUUGAGGAGAGGAAUGAAAAAUUAAAGAAAGAAAUGUUGGGCAAACUGAAGGAUCUGGGUAAUUUGGUGCUGCGCCCCUUUGGCCUGUCAACAGAGAACUUCCAGAUCAAACAGGAUUCAUCUACUGGCUCCUACUCCAUCAACUUUGUUCAAAACCCCAACAACAACAGAUAACAUGGAUUCAGUGUGGCUCUGCUCAUCCCGUGCCAGGAUCCAGCAAACCAACACCCUCCACCCCCAGGGCAAGAGGAGACUCAGCAAACUCAUUUCCCAGCUUGUGAAAUUAUUUGCAAUGUGGAUGUAAAGCAACUCAUUCAACUUCUCAUAGUGAUAGCUGUGUCCAGUGUGUGAUUUAUUAAUUUUUUAUUUAUUUCUUUUUCCCCUUCCCUCGCGGUGUUUGGCUUUUCCAAGAGGCAGUUCCUUGGUUUGGCCCACUCAGUGCUGGCAGCAGCAGCUCAGGGGAAUCCAAAGGCUGGGACAAAGGCUGGUGGUGUCCUGGGAAUGGGGAGAUCCAGCAGCAGCACUGCCCCACCCUCAGCUGGGUGGGACUGGCACCCCUGGCCACAGCUCUGCCCUGCAAUCAUGGAUCUUCUAAUAAAGGCUUGGUACUUCUG